Messenger RNA from Chara braunii, 1508 nucleotides. Lineage: Eukaryota; Viridiplantae; Streptophyta; Charophyceae; Charales; Characeae. The record is from the annotation of a GenBank genome assembly.
GGUUGGAAGUUAGGGUUAAGUGGGGCAGUGAGUUAGUUUUCUUCGGCUGACUUAUUGUGAUGCAUGUCCCUUGUCAGAGGGAAAGGGAGGCAGAGGCAGCAGCUAGAGCUGCCAACAUUGCUAAUCAGGUGGUUCUCCUUCGGAUCCCGGAAGCCAAUGCUGACCAGUUCCAGGAGGAACUAGCUGCUGCCGUAGCAGCCUUGGUUCGACUGCGGACCUUGGAAAACCUUGAGUCCCGUGUGACAGCACUAGAGCAGCGGAACCAAGAGCUGCAGGCUGAGAUAAUAAGCCUCAAACAGUCGCAACUGUCUGCCCCCCGCCCUCCUAACCCUCGAUCUGCUGCAGUCCCAGCCUCUCAACCCAACACAGUCCUCAUGACAAGGGCAAGUGGAAUUGUGAUGAGUGCAGGAUCCGGUGCCAGCUCCUCGAGCGGCAGCGCCGGCAGUUCUGCACUAGUCAUAGUCCCAAAUGCGGGGACUUCAGCCCAAAACGCCACAGUCCCUACUGGCGUUCAGUACAGCGGUCCCAUGGUGGACAAGCGGGCGGCCACUCUGUCGUCCAAGUACGACGGGAAAGCGGACAUCACCUCUUGGAUUAGUUACUUUGAGGGCAUGCGGACACCGCAAGAGGACCGAAGUAUGAUCGUGGGGACUAAUAUUGAGCCCGCCAUACGGAACUACAUUGAGCUCCAAGCUGUUGCUGCAGGUUAUGAAAGAAUUGACCUGACUGAGUGGCUGAAGGUAACCUCUGUACGCACCCUUGAGGACCUUCUCCUCGCACGGUACCAAGACAAGCAUGCUGCGCUCAAGGCUAGGUUGAAGCUUGAGGCCCUCAAGGGUCAAACAUGGAGGUCCUCCAUGCAAGCUUUGGAACAACACUUGACUAGUCUGUUCACCACUCUAGAUUUGGGAAUGACUGACGUGUCUUGUAUGGAUGUAGUCAUGGGAGUGGCCCCUAAAGAAUACCUCUCCCUGUUGGCACUCAAAGACCAUACCACCUGGCGAGAGCUCAUGACGGAUCUAGUCAACCUAGAAGCCAAGGACCUCGCCAGGCGGAAGAAGGCGCUCGCUGCAGGUGGGAAACCACAACGCAAGCGGUUUGGAAGCAGCAACCAGCGUGCACUGCAUGAUCAUCGGGAGGCUGACGAUCAGUCCUAUGCGGAUGAUCGGUCUAUAGAUGACGAUCUAGAGCCGGACUCCGAUAUGGGUUGUUCCACAUCAGCCAUUGAGUCCGACGUCAACGAAGAUGAAAAACUGAAUGCUUUUAGAAAGACUGCUUCAAACAAGGGGCCUAACCGUGGUUCAGGUAAGGGAACUGUUGUCCACCUCCCAAAAAACGCAAAGAUCCCUGAGAAACCGGAGGAUGCAUCAACCAAGCCUUGGGAAGCCCUCCAAAAGGAAUGGGAAAGAAGAUCUAAACUGCGCAUAUGCCUGCAUUGUCAAAAGCCUGGUCAUGCUGUGUAGGAUUGUUAUAGACUGCAGUGAAACAAGUAAAGGGCAUAGAGGAGU